This is a messenger RNA of Gossypium arboreum, 2461 nucleotides long. RefSeq names its product putative wall-associated receptor kinase-like 16. The transcript has 7 exons. Lineage: Eukaryota; Viridiplantae; Streptophyta; Magnoliopsida; Malvales; Malvaceae. Gene Ontology annotation, molecular function: ATP binding; polysaccharide binding; protein serine/threonine kinase activity. The record is from RefSeq and is a predicted model, not a curated record. The coding region runs from base 170 to 2461 and encodes 763 amino acids. Gene Ontology annotation, cellular component: plasma membrane. Gene Ontology annotation, biological process: cell surface receptor signaling pathway; protein phosphorylation.
UCAAACGAGUAUUCUACACCUUCCUAUGAGUUACGCUAACACACUUCCCAUUUAACGUGUCUUUUGAUCUUAAAAAAUGAAAAACCUUCCCAAUAAAUUAGAAACUAAUAUCUAGGUGUUGUCCAUUAAUAUUUCAUCUUAGAAAUUAAAAACCGGGAAAAAAAAGGAAAUGGGUUUGGGUUAUAAGUUUGAGGAGCUUGGUUUCAAGUUAACAAUUAUAGCAACUUUAGUGGCAGCUGAAGCAAAACCUGGAUGUGAAAGCAAGUGCGGGAAUGUCAGCAUUCCUUAUCCUUUUGGAGCAGGCAAUGGUUGCAACAUCAACAACAACUUUUUCAUUCGUUGUAACAAGACUUUCAACCCUCCAAAAGCAUUUUUAUCCACCACUGAUAUUGAAGUUCUCUACAUCUCUCUAGAUGGCUAUUUGCGCGUCCAAAAUUGGGUAGGUUAUGACUGUUAUAGUUCAUCAGGACGGGGUUCAUAUUUUGAGACAUGGAUUGCGCACUCACCAUUCCCAAUAUCUAAUACCAGAAACAAGUUCACAGCCAUUGGUUGUGACACCUACGCUUUCGUUGCGGGUUCUAAGGGACCGGCGUCUCCCACCGCAUGUGUAACGUAUUGUAACAACCUGACCCAUGCGAUAAAUGGAUCUUGCUCCGGCCUCGGUUGCUGCCAGGCAGCUAUCCCUAAAGGAAUGAGGAGUUAUAAGCUAAGUUUUGACAGCUUUUGGAAACAUUCAAAAGUAUUAAACUUCAAUCCUUGCAGUUAUGGAUUUGUUGUGGAAGAUGGAGCCUAUAACUUUUCUGUUUUACAUCUUUCCGACACUAACUUCAGUAAAAGGAAAUUCCCAAUUAUUCUUGAUUGGGCAAUUGGGAACCGAAGUUGCGCGGAAGCUGGAAUGAAUCCACAAAAUUAUGCCUGCAAGCGAAAUAGUAUUUGUAUAAAUGGAGAAAAUGGCAAUGGAUACUGGUGCAAAUGUCCUGAUGGUUUUCAAGGCAACCCAUACCUCUCCCACGGUUGUCAAGCUACUGGUGGAGUUUAUAAUUUUUCAUGCUCGGAGGGGUUUAGGGUUCUUAACUUGUCAUCAACCUUUGCUUGCUUUCCUAAAUUUAUCCCACACCAUCGAAGUUUCCCCACUCUGGUUGUUGCACUAGGUAUUUGCUUAAGUAUAGGGCUCUUGUUUCUAGUUGUUGCGAUUUGGUGGCUUUAUAAGAAAUUAGAGCGAAGAAAGAACAUUAAACAGAAGGGAAAAUUCUUUAAAAAAAAUGGUGGGUUAUUGUUUCAGAAAAAGUUAUCUUCAAAUGAAGGUGGUUUGAAUAAAGCUAAACUCUUCAGUUCCGAAGAAUUGGAAACUGCUACUGAUCAAUAUAAUAAGAAUAGAAUCCUAGGCAGAGGAGCCCAAGGCAUAGUUUACAAAGGAAUGUUGCAUGACGGGAGAAUAGUUGCAAUAAAGAAGUCCAAGAUAGUAAACCAAGGGUGUCUUGAACAAUUUAUCAAUGAGAUCGUUAUUCUUUCUCAAAUUGAUCAUAAAAAUGUUGUCAAACUAUUAGGUUGUUGCUUGGAGACUGAAGUCCCCCUCCUUGUCUAUGAAUUCAUCCCUAAUGGAACCCUUUCCCAUUUCAUCCAUGACCAAAAUGCAGAGUACCCAAGAUCUUGGGAUAUGCGAUUACGCAUUGCAACGGAAGUUGCAAGUGCGGUUUCAUACUUACAUUCAUCUGCAUCAGUCCCCAUUUAUCACCGAGUCAUCAAGUCUAGCAACAUACUACUAGAUGAAAAAUUUCGGGCAAAAGUAUCAGAUUUUGGAACAUCUAGAUUAGUAGGUAUUGAUCAAACUCACUUAACUACUCAAGUGCAAGGCACUUUUGGGUACUUAGAUCCUGAAUACUUCCAGUCAAGUCAAUUCACUGAAAAAAGUGAUGUUUACAGUUUUGGAGUGGUUCUUUGUGUCGAGCUCUUAACAGCACAAAAGGCAGUCUCAACAUUCGGAUCACAAGAAACUAGGGGAUUAGUCUCCUAUUUUAUGUCGUCGAUGGAAGAAAACCGUUUGCUGGAAAUUGUUGAUGGUGAAAUUUUGAAGGAUGGUGAAAGAGAUAAACUAGUUGUAGUUGCUCACCUUGCAAAAAGAUGUUUGAACUUAGAUGGGAGGCUCAGACCAACAAUGAAAGAAGUGACCAUGGAACUUGAGAGAAUUAGAACUUCACAAGGUGAUUGCGAAGUAGAGUCUAGGGUUAACGAAAACCCUACUCAAACGUUAGAAAGUAAAGAAGAAGAAGUUGAUUCCCCUGAAGAAGUGCUGAACACUAGGUGUUUUCCUGCAUCACGAAAGCUUGAAACCCAUGAAGAUGAAUAUGGUAGAUGCAUGCGAGUGGAGGCGUUAGUCAACAUGACUCCACAACAAGCAAGGGACUUAAUCUCCACAAUGGCUGCAAAUUCCCAGCAAUUUCGAGUCAAUCUGAACCCCUAG